CCCACUCACAGCCUCACCCCUGGGGCGUCCUGGAGGCCAUGCAGCACCCACAGAGGCUCCUGCUGACCGUCCUGCUGCUGGCGUGGCCUCUGGACACGGCUGGUCGCUCCUGGAGCCGGUUGGAAGGGGGGGGCCAGGCGCUGGCUCAAUCCAGGCCCUACAUGGCUUAUGUGCAGGGCAGGGACGGUGGGUUCUGCGGGGGCUUCCUGGUGGCCCCCGGGUGGGUGAUGACGGCCGCGCAGUGCUCCAGCCACAGCCCUCUGACCGUCAUCCUCGGAGCCCGCGACAUCCAGAGGGAGGAGGAGAGCUGGCAGAAGCUCCAGGUGCAGAAGUGCCACUGCCACCCGAAGUACAGGAGGCGCGAGGAGGGGCACGACAUCCUCCUGCUGCAGCUGAAGGGCAAAGCCAUCGUGAAUGACCGCGUGAGGCCCAUCUCCUUCCCAAACGUGAGGGUUCCUGGGGGGGCGGUGUGCAGCAUCGCCGGGUGGGGGCACGCAGCCCCCAACGCUGCCCUCCGUGAGGCCAACGUCACCGUCAAAAAAGAAAGGGACUGCCUCGCCAUCUACCCCGGCCUCGCCGAGCACGUCCUGUGCGCCACCAGCGACAGCGAUGGGGUUCCCGAUGAGAGCUACACCGGGAGUCCCCUCGUGUGCAACAACAGAGCCUACGGGAUCUACUCCUACCCCUACCGGCAGCGCACGUCCUUCUACACGGACAUCACCCCCUACCUGCCCUGGAUCAGCCGCGUUAUGAAGUCUUGAGGUGGCAGUGAUUGCUUUCACCCCACGCGGCGCCCGAAGCUCUCCUGCUGCAGCCUCCAACCCCCCCCCCCCCCCCCCCCGGGGAAGUCUCCCUGCAGCCCCCCCUCCUUUGGGGGUCGGUGCAGAGCCCCAUCUACAGGGUGGGCUGCGCACCCAAAGGGGGGGCUGCAGCUCUGGGGACCCCGCCGGCGUCUCCUCCUCCCCGCUGUGUGACGGCCGGCCGGUUUCGUUCCCCACCCGUCGGUGACAUCCUCCCUCCUGUCCCUUCGUCGCCUCGCCCCGUUUCCCCCCUCCCGCUGUAGCUCUGUUGCGUUAAAGACACGAAACCAAUAAAGUGCCUCUGCUCUGA
Gallus gallus (chicken) is the source of this 1110-nucleotide messenger RNA. Its product is annotated as granzyme G-like. The record is from RefSeq and is a predicted model, not a curated record. Lineage: Eukaryota; Metazoa; Chordata; Aves; Galliformes; Phasianidae. Gene Ontology annotation, biological process: proteolysis. Bases 39 to 761 code for a protein of 240 amino acids. The transcript is spliced from 5 exons. Gene Ontology annotation, molecular function: serine-type endopeptidase activity.